GCGGCGGCCAUGGCUGGGGGCGCGUGGGACUGGGCCCAGGGGGCUCCCGUGGGAGCCCUAACCCUGACGGCUCUGGCUGAAGGGAUCCGGGCCAGCCAGGGGCAGCCCCCGGGACCCCCUUCCACCGGCCCUCAGCCCGAACCUGAGCUUGAACGCGGGGUAGAGCCUGGGCGGGCAGCCGCCAUUUCCCCAGCUGGCAGUGAGCCCUUCUCCCAGCCUCCUACCCAGGAGCCAGUCCCUGAGGGACCCGGUCUUCAUCUGACUCCCCAGAGUUCCUUGGAAGGGGGGGCCCUCGCAGACCUGGCGUCGUACACGGCUGCCUGUCUGGACGAGGCUGGCUUUGCGGGAACGCAGGCGACAGCACUCACCCUGUCCUCAGCCCUGGAGGCCUGGGGGGAGUGGCUGGAGGACCAGGUCCACGGCCUUGUGCGAGGGCCGCUGGCACAGGUGCCCAGCCUGGCAGAGUGGAGGCCCCAGCGGGCGGCCCUGCAGGUGCUGAGCACACUGGCCCUGGAGCACUGUCGGGCCGUGGUGUGUGCACUGCUGCCGCGCUCACUGUCCCCGGACCGGGCGGCAGCCGAGCUUUGGCGUGGCCUGGGCCAGAACCAGCGCGUGAAUGGGCAGGUGCUGGUGCAGCUGCUGUGGGUGCUAAAGGGCUCGGCCAGAUGCCAGCUGGAGGCACUGGUGGCCACUCGUGCCCUUGGGGAGAUGCUGGCUGUGUCAGGCUGCGUGGGUGCCACGCGGGGCUUCUACCCGCAUCUUCUCCUUGUGCUGGUCACACAGCUACAUGAGCUGGCCCGGGACCCAUGCCCCACUGACAUCCCCAAGGUUUGGGCCCCAUCCCACCAAGGGCUACCGUACAGCCACGCCAGCUGCACAGUGGAGGCCUUGAAGGCCCUGUUCACUGGGGAUAGCUGCUGCAUGGUGGUCACGUGCAUGGAGCAGGCUGGAGGCUGGAGAAGACUGGGGGGGGCCCACACCCACCUGGAGGGUGUCCUGCUGCUGGCCAGUGCCAUGGUGGCGCACGCCGACCACCACCUGCGAGGCCUGUUCGCUGCCCCAGCUGCGCAGCGCGGAAGACGCACAGCGCCUCACGGCUAUGGCCUUCUUCAGCGGACUGUUGCAGAGCCGGCCCACCACACGGCUUCUGCGGGAGGAGGUCAUCCUGGACCGGCUCUGCGCUUGGCAGGGCGACCCCGAGCCCACCGUGCACCGGCUGGGCCUGCUGGGCCUCGGCCACCUGGCGCUGAACCGCAGGAAGGUGAGGGGCAGGACUGGGCGGGGUCUGGGCGGGGUCUGCGAGGGGUCUCCCACGAGUCCCCGUCCCUGCAGGUGCGUCACGUGAGCACGCUGCUGCCCGCGCUCCUGGGCGCCCUGGGCGAGGGUGGCGCGCGGCUCGUGGGCGCCGCACUGGGGACGCUGCGGAGGGUCCUGAUGCGGCCGCGGGCGCCGGUGCGGCUCCUGGGCGCGGAGCUGGGACCGCUCCUCCCACCGCUUGUGGAAGACGCCCGGGACUCGGUCCGCGCCUCGGCGGUCGGGCUCCUCGGGACGCUGGUGCGGCGCGGCUGGGGCGGGCUCCGGGUGGGACUCCGCGGCCCCCUGCGGAAGCUGGUGCUGCAGAGUCUCGUGCCACUGCUGUUGCGACUGUAUGACCCCAGCCGGGACACCAAUGAGAGCUCAGAGUGGACCCUGACCCUCUGUGACCAGGCCCUGCGCUGGGGCCUACUGGAGGAGAUGGUCACCGUGGCCCACUGCAACAGCCCUGAGGCCCUAAGCUGCAUCUGCCACCGCCUGAAUUGGCCCUCCUGUCCUGCUAUGAGCCCUUCUGUCCCCAGGUUUAGGGGUACCCGAGUCACGUGCCCCGCUUCCUGAGCCAGACCCAGGGCUACCUGCGGAGCCCACAGGUCUCCCUGCGCUGGGCAGCUGUGGUGCUCGUGGGCUUCCUGGUCCAUCACUCAAGCCCCCGCCGCAUCAACCAGGACCUGCUAGACAAUCUGUUCCAGGCCCCCUGCCUGGAUGACACCUGACCUCCCGGGCCGAGGCCUGGUGGGGGCCACUGUGAAGCUGACACAGCCCUGGGAGCCGGCGCCGUGAUAGGCCGCCCUCUGCCUGGGCCCUCCCGGCCGCCCCAGCAGCCCAUCACUCCUCGUCACGUGCUCCACUCCUGGCUGGCCAUGUCCUGGCCUGAGGUUCUGAGGUUCCUGGCCAAGAAGCACUGAUCUGUCCUCCUGUCCACACCCGCUGCCCCACAGCCUGGCCCCGUUCCUGCCCCUCCCCCGCACUUACCGUGUCAGACCCCACCUGGGCCUUCUCCGGAAGCUGUCCCCGACCUCCCCACUGGACAGCACGGACCCGAGAUGACACCUGCGGGCUCAGGUGUGGGCUGCCAGCAUUCGCACCCCACUAGGCUGACCUGUCGCGCCGGCACCCCAGCACCCUGCUCAGGGGUGAAUGGAGGCGUGACUGGACAUGUGGGGAAGAGGGCCCUCAGGACGGCUCCGAGGCCGUGACCCAAUCCAUCCAGACCCUGGACGGGCGGCUUCCUCCACCUGGAGUGCCCACCUUGAGGUGUCCUCUUGCCCUUUCAGGGCCCCCCCAAUGCUGCCUCCUCAGAGGAGGAGGCCUCAACUCACACAGCCUCUUGGAGGCUGGGGUCCUGCCCAUCCCUGUGGAAAGCGUUUAAAAUAAACACACGGAUCCUA
Orcinus orca (killer whale) is the source of this 2702-nucleotide messenger RNA. It is a transcript of the gene MROH6, whose product is annotated as maestro heat like repeat family member 6. The record is from RefSeq and is a predicted model, not a curated record. NCBI's taxonomy places the organism in Eukaryota, Metazoa, Chordata, Mammalia, Artiodactyla, Delphinidae. The coding region runs from base 10 to 1872 and encodes 620 amino acids. The transcript is spliced from 13 exons. Gene Ontology annotation, cellular component: cytoplasm.